GGGAGGACUCUGGGUGAACGGUCACAGGGCUGCGAGCGGACAGAGGAUGUUGUGCUGGGGAUCUGGCGUUUCCCACCAGCUGGGAUUAAAGCACCAAACCACUUCAGAGCCGCAAGAGGUGGAGUGCCUGCGGAACCGGGCGGUGAAAGCGGUCUGCUGUGGAGAGAGGCACUCGGUGUUCCUCGUGGACGAUGGCACCGUGUUCACUUGCGGCGAGAACGAGAACGGGCAACUCGCGAGGCAGGGGAGCGGAUCCCCCUCCAUCGGACAGGUAAUGGCUCUAAACACAAAGAAAGUUAUCCAUGUGGCAUGUGGCAAGCAUCACACCUUGGCCCUUUGUGAAAAUGGAUCUGUCUUUGCCUGGGGAGCUGGAACCUAUGGGCAACUGGGCACUGGGAGAUGUGACAUUGUUUCUCAUCCAAGGGGAGUAGACUUGGCCAGCAAUCCAAUAGUGCAGGUUACAUGUGGCCGUUACCACUCACUGGCUCUUUCCAAAGGUGGUGAUGUCUAUUCCUGGGGACAGAAUACUUAUGGGCAGCUAGGACUCGGCGAGAAAGUAUACAGCCAGCUACAACCCAGACACGUGAUCUCUCUCACUGGGAUUCCAGUGGCUCAGAUUGCUGCAGGGGGACGGCACAGCUUUGUCCUGUCUCUCUCUGGGGCAGUGUUCAGUUGGGGAAGAAAUAAUCAUGGACAACUGGGGCUCAAGAGCACAGUGGAUAAGGUCAGCCCGUGUCGAGUGAAACAAAUGAAGAAGCACAGAGUCACAUACAUCUCUUGUGGGAGUCAACAUACCGCUCUAUUAACAAAGAGUGGAAGUGUCUUCACAUGUGGGGAAGGAAGAGCUGGGCAACUGGGAAUGAGCACGAAAGCUGACGUGAACACCUUUCAGAAAGUGGAGCAAAUCAAGGACGAGGUUUCGCAGAUCGCCUGUGGCAGCUAUCACACCCUUGCCUACAUCCCAUCCUCUGAUCUUGUGGUUUCGUUUGGUUCUGCAAUUCAUGGGAAGAUGGAGGAAAAUUCAACAAACAAUCACAUUCAUACAGAGUCACAGAAUGCCAAAAUUUAUAAGAUUUUUGCAGGACCAAAUUCCAGUUUCAUUCAGACUCAGCAUCCAACGCCUGCAGCUGACUUCCGUUGCAGGGACAGUUCACAGCAGAUUCUCACAAUGAAUGAAGCCAUUGUCGACAAAUGGAUCAACACAGCUGAUUUCAGCGAAGAGAGGCUUGAAGCAGAAAAGGAAAUUGAAAUAAUAUUCUCCUCUUCAUCCUGUGUCACUGGGAGUUUUCUGAAGCAAAGUGACGGAGACCAACCCAAAACAGGGACUGACAUUUUGAGUGUUGAUGUGGAAGCAGCCAGAGCAUUAUUUAGGAAGCUUACCAGAAAUGACUGGAUUGUCCAAACAAUAAUUCCAAAACUGGCAUGGUGGUUAAUCCCAAAUCUUCAGAACUUGUGUCAUGACAAAGAAGCACUGAUGAUUUACUUGAUUCUGCCAGAGAGUUCCUUGAUGCAACACAAUGAAACUAUGCAAGAUAUGCUUUCUGUCUGUGUUGGAGCCAUUGAGAGGCUAGAUGAUGCUUCAAAAAACAUUCUGAGAAAAUGCUGGUCAACAUUGAAGUCAUCGUAUUUGAAUAAUCUUGUCCAGAUGUAUAGGUCUGCAGUCGUGAUUCUCCUUACAAGCCUCCAUGCCUUGAUUAUAGAAUUGCCAGGCCAUCCUUCAAUUAAUGUAAUAGGAAAAAUUUUAAGGGAAGCCUUGAAUGUUCUAGAACUGGUGUACCUUGCAAAUAUGGAAGCACAGCACAAUAUUCCACAAAACAAAUUCUACAUCGAUGAAAUUCUCCUGUUCGAUGUUGGCUUCGACCUCUUUCGUUUUAGAGAACAUCAACGAAUUAUGCCCAACGAGUUGGCAGAAAAGAAGGUCCCACUGAUAUUUUGCUGCUAUCCAUUCAUCUUCAAUUUAAAUGCCAAGAUUCAGAUACUUCACGUGGAUUCAGUUUUGGAGAAAACUAAAGCCUUUGUCAAAGCAAUGAAUUUCACAUUCCAAAACAUCUGCAUGGGAAGCCCUGAACCUCCCAAGUAUCCCAUCUUCAUCUUGAAGGUUAACCGCCAAGACUUAGUCUCUGAUACUUUUAAGAAGCUGACACAAGUUGAUGAGGAGGACCUGAGGAAGGAACUCAAGGUGAAGUUUGAAGGAGAACUAGGUGUGGAUUUGGGAGCCGUAAGGCAGGAAUUCUUCCUUUCUCUCUUUAAAGAGUUGAUUCAACCAGAUUUUGGAAUGUUUAUUUACCGUGAAGACUUCAGAAUCAUUUGGUUUCCCCCAGAGAUCUCGGUGCCCAUUAGAAACUACUACCUGCUUGGAAUACUGUGUGGCCUUGUUGUGUAUAACUUCAGUGUGGUCUACAUCCCAUUCCCACUUGUACUCUUCAAAAAACUACUGGGCGUGAAGCCCACUUUGGAGGAUCUGAAGGAGCUGGACCCUUCUUUAGAGAAAUCCCUGCAGUAUGUUCUGGACAAUGACAUGGACCUAGACAUAAACUUUUCUAUUACGUGGGAGGAUAAGCAAGUUGAGCUCAUUCCAAAUGGCAGUAACCAAGCUGUGACAAUAGAGAACAAGGAGAAAUAUGUGAAUGCCUGUGUAAAUUACAUAUUCACAACAUCAAUUAAGGAACCCUUUGGUGAGUUUCGAAGAGGUUUCUACAAAGUUUGCGACGAGACUCUACUAAAGUUCUUCCAGCCACAAGAGCUGAUGGACAUAUUGAUUGGAUACGAUGACUAUGAUUGGAACAUUCUGGAAAAGAACACCACAUACAGCAACAAUUGCAGCAGAUCACAUCCAACCAUUGUGAUGUUUUGGAAAGUGUUCCAUGAGCUGUCUUUGGGUGAGAAGAAAAAGUUCCUCAUAUUUCUUACAAGCAAGGAUCGACUUCCAGUGAUGGGAAUGAUGUGUAUUAACUUAUGUAUUAUGUUGAGUCCGCUUUCGGAAGACAACUAUCCGGAGGCAGAUGUCUGCUUUAGUACCCUGAGACUUCCAGAAUACAGCAGCGAAGAAAUUCUGAAAGAGAAACUGAUAACAGCUAUUAACACUAAAGAAAGGUUUGACAAAUUAUGAAGCACAUUUACAAUUAGAGGGAAAAGGCAAUACAUCCCAUUUGGACUGUAUUUUGACUUUUAAUGGUGUAAUCUUAAGCACUUGCAUAAUCAAAGCUUAUCACAGUUACCCACCCACAUAGUGGCGCUACCAUUUGCUUUUACCAUAGAUCAUCAAAUACAAAGGUGUUACUUUCACUUAUUAAAUAUGUCAUUUCAGGAGACCUAUUUCAAACAGUGGUUGACAUUUGGUCAUUUGGCCCCACUGAAUUUAAGUGGAAGUGACCAUAACACUAUGUCAUAGCGUCUUACAGCACAGAAACAGACCCUUCGAUCCAACCAAUUCAUGCCGACCAUAAUCCCAAACUAAAGUACUCCCACAUAUCCUUCCAAACAUUUCUGAUUCAUGCACUCAUCCAAAUGUGUUUUAAAUAUUGUAACUGUCCUCACUACAACCACUUCCUCUGGAAAUUCAUUUCACAAAUGAACAACUCUGUGUAAAAAUUACCUCUCAUGUCUUUUUAAAAUCUUUCUCUUUAAAAAUGCGUCCCCUAGUCUUGAAAUUCCCCACUGUAGGGAAAAGACAUCUGCCGUUCACCUUAUUAAUACCCCUCUUGAUUUUGUAAACCCCUAUAAGGUCACCUCUCAACCUCCUACACUCCAUCUCCUCUUUACAACUCAAACUCUCCAUUCCCAGCAACAUGCAGUCAUCCCUUACAUACUACAGGGGGAACUGGCCAGGCUGUUAUGACCAACUCACACUCGUUUUCAUAUGGGCUUUUAAUCAGCCAUGUAGACCAAACAGUAAGUGGGAAGAUAGGGGUAAUUUAUGCUUCUUUAAACAGAUUGUUAACACAAUGACUUUGCAGGUUUAUUCAUCAACUACACUGGCCAUCAAAUUCAUAAUUCCACCCAUUUUUAAAGUAUGUGCUUUUAUUAAAGUGGCCACUUUUGACAGUAGACAAAUUGUGUUGACACCAGUAUGCCCAACAUAUGUGGCAGAGAUGGCAUUCAGUAUCCUAGAUGUAUUGGGUGCUUUAUUUUGAAAUCUUAGCUUGGAUAUUUCCUUCGGCUGUUAUGCUUUUGCCCCCUAUCAAUGCAUAGAUACAUUAAAAGGAACACUAAUUGAGGAAGAAAAGAAUAAUAAUGAGAAAUAAUCAGUUUAAAAGACAAGUAAUGGGAUGGAGGUUCACCUGGAGUGUAACCAAACACCAAAACCAUUUGUCUGGAAUGAUCUAAUUCCAUGCUGUGUUCUGAACAAUUCAGUAUAAUUUGGUAGCUUUGGAAGAUUCCAGACAACAAUACAGUGGCAAGCCUGUUAAUGAGAGUCCCAGUUCAGAUUUUGAAUUAUUUGCAUCCACAGGAAUGUGUUGGACAUGAACCAGAGGGGGUUUACUAGAUUGAUACCUGGAAUGCACAAGCUGUUUUAUGAGGAUUGAUUGGACAGGCUGGGCUUACUUUCACUGGAGUUUAAAAGAGUGAGGGGUGACCUGAUUGAGUUUUAUAACAUCCUGGGAGGUCUUGACAAGGUGGGCGUGGGAAGUGAUGUUUUGUGGGUAAGUCCAGAAUGAGGGAUCAUUGUUAUAAACUUAGGCAACACCCUUUUAGGACAAGGAUGAGGGAAAGAUUCUUUUUCUCUGACAGUUGCUUGACUUUACAAUUCUCUGCCUGAAAAGGUGACGGAUCUGGAAUUACUUAUCAUUUUUAAGCUGAGAAUUGGUAGAUUAUUGAUCAGCAAGGGAAUCCAAGGUUAUCAGGGUUGGAUGGAAAUGUGAAAUUUAGUAAACAAACAAAUCAUCCAUGAUUUAUUGUAGGUCUGAGCAGGCUUGAAGGGUCAAAUCAUCCACUUUUGCUCCUAAUUCAAAUGCUUGGGACUAUGGUAAUAAAUUAAUUUUCCUGCAACUGAAUCAACUCCUUUCAGUGGAUUUAUCAUUUGAUUUCUCCACCAUCUGAUUGGCUGUGGCAAAGUUGGAUGACACAUGAGGCAACCAUGUCUCCCAUCAUUAGAUCACUACAGGCAGAUGGCUCUUGCCGAAAGAUCAUUGAGUUUGUGGACAGGCCCAUUAGCCUGAUUCACAACCCAUCAUCAGGAAAACGAUCUAGACCAAGGUCAGGUAGGGUGAUUGGGUUUGGUGUGGUGGAGGAUAAGGGGACAGUAUGAGGUUCCUACUAUGCUGGAUGUCAACCCAUUACUCAGAGGUUUCUGCUCACAUGUGGUUUGAGUCAAAGGAUAGGAAUGCCACCACCACAAACUAAGGCUCAGUGCCCAGGGUCUGAUCACUAUGGUUGCAGCAAUUAAAGAUCAUUCUGUGAGGAACCAGGAUAGAGGUGGGCAAGAUGAGUGUGGAGUGAAACACCAGGUGCUUUCAAAAAUAAAUUCCAUUUUGAUUUCAAACACUUUUGAUUAUUAGUGAGAAAAAUAAUGGAGAUGGGUGAAGAGGCCGGCUGGUGAUAAUGGGAUUGAGGCAGGAAUCCUGCAGGAAAAAGGCCAAACCUGAGUUGGCAAGCUAUUAGUAAGUAAAAAAUGAGGUCUGCAGAUGCUGGAGAUCACAGCUGCAAAUGUGUUG
Hemiscyllium ocellatum (epaulette shark) is the source of this 5654-nucleotide messenger RNA. RefSeq names its product probable E3 ubiquitin-protein ligase HERC4. Gene Ontology annotation, molecular function: ubiquitin-protein transferase activity. The coding region runs from base 47 to 3109 and encodes 1020 amino acids. The transcript is spliced from 23 exons. Lineage: Eukaryota; Metazoa; Chordata; Chondrichthyes; Orectolobiformes; Hemiscylliidae. The record is from RefSeq and is a predicted model, not a curated record.